This is a messenger RNA of Lasiosphaeria miniovina, 1004 nucleotides long. RefSeq lists its product as uncharacterized. The transcript has 5 exons. The coding region runs from base 243 to 1004 and encodes 253 amino acids. The record is from RefSeq and is a predicted model, not a curated record. Lineage: Eukaryota; Fungi; Ascomycota; Sordariomycetes; Sordariales; Lasiosphaeriaceae.
AUUACCAACCCCAGCAUUCUGUGGAGCCCGUGCUCCCUUACAGACAGACGACCCUAACAGUCGAGUGGUUUGUAAUAAUUAAUCAUCGAAUACGGCAUUCAAGAAAGGCUCUGGUGCUUUAUGAUGGACUCAGUUGUCAAGAUUCUCAACCUACUACUGACCAGCCGCAACAAAGGCUACUACUAACAAGCUGCCACAAAGGCCACCAAAGCUCUCACCAAGUCGUUGCGGAGGCUCCGAACAUGGCGUCAAGCCUUCAUAAACCCUUUGUCAACUACCUUCGCUCCUACUACUACGCUGCCUUAUCGGCUACGGCGACCUUCACAAGAAUCUACUGCAUCUAUGACCCAGCGAACAAGAAGAUCAUCAGGGCCUCGGCAGUCAGGUUCAACGAAGAAGACACACCUUCUACUUCUGAAGGCGAGGCGGCUGAGUUUGAGGUCGUAUUUGAAGAAGCAACGGUUAUAGAGAUUGAACAAGCAGCCGAAACCACAAAGCCUUACGCCCCGGCACACCACGCCAAACACACACACGUUGAAGACUCUGAAUCACGUCACGGCGCGGCGACCCUGCCCUCUCCGCAAGGUACGCCAGAGCCUCUCGACACGCGCACCCCGCUUGAGCAUAUCGGCACCGUGCCUCUCGACACGCGUACCCUGCUUGAGCACAUUGGCACCGUGCCUCUCGUGCCUACACGCUCGCUACAAAUGCCUAUAACGUCACCACCCAUGCUGAGAAUGCCUGCACAAACCGUCACAACUGAGUACGCCUUAGCACCUGCCCCGCCACCUGCCCUCGCUCCGACAGCUAGGACUCGCUGUAUUGACAUACGCUACAAAUGGGUCAUCAACAGGGUGAAGAAAGGCCUGAUAAAGGUUGUACAAAUCUCCGGCGACAAAAUGGCAGCAGAUGGCCUCACAAAGCCCAUCUACACCGAGAAACACACAAUUUGUCAAAAUGCUCAGAAUGGAGGCAAAGAAAGUGCCCUGACCAUCACCAUCUAA